Durusdinium trenchii is the source of this 1802-nucleotide messenger RNA. The record is from the annotation of a GenBank genome assembly. Lineage: Eukaryota; Dinophyceae; Suessiales; Symbiodiniaceae.
AGAUUUUAGCUUUUUCUCGAGCUGCAUGUGGCACGUUCGAGAGCUUUGGACGGUUCUGUUUGAGGCCGGCCAUGUCCUCGACUGGUAAAUCGAAGCGCAACCAGCGAGAGAGCAACUUAGCAGAAAAAUACCAAACUGAGGGGCCCUUCACCACGGUGAUGAUCCGGAACAUCCCGACGGAAUACACGCAGGAUGAGUUGAUUGUUGAGGUCAGUGAGGUGAUGGGAUCGGCGCAGUCCUUCGAUUUCUUCUACUUGCCCUGGGACACACAAAAUGAUUGCAACAUUGGUUACGUCUUUGUGAACUUCCCAGAUCCUGGAGCAGCACAAAGUGCUGUUCGGGCGUUUUCCAAUUACAACUUCCGGCUUCACGAUAGCAAGAAGGUCGGCAAGGUCUCGCCGGCGCACAUCCAGGGCUUGGAGAAUAACCUCCGACACCUGCAGGAUCGUGCGGUGGUCCUGGGAAACCAUCCUUGCAGCCCAAUCGUCAUGUGGAAAGGGCAGAAGGUUGAGCUCAGCCUGAUCUUUCAAGAGCUGAGAACACAGGACACGCUGCGGAAAUUUGAGAAUGGCGGCAACAACUCUUCCCCAGGUCGACAGGCUGCACUGCAGAAUGAUUUGGCACAGGCUGCAGCAGAAGCCCUCAAGGUCCCAAUGCCCGAGGUGGUGAACGUCGGGGAGACCUUCGCGGAUCUGCUGGAUCGAGCCGCGGGGCUCUCGCAUUCUCAAGGAGCUGUGAUGAACCCAGGUUUGGUGAUGCCAUACAUGAACCAGAGGGCGAUGGGAAGUCAGAUGCGGCAAGGCAUGCUUUCACCUCCAAGCUCUGUGGGGUCCAGCUACAGGGUCACUCCCGGCGGAGGUGCCUCCCCUGCCGCUGCCGCUGCGGCAUACAAUCGGAUGCUGGCUUCGGGAGGCUUUGGUACCAUCAGCCCAAUUUCUGGCGGUUUGCAGCCAACUACUGGCUUGCUAGCUCCUCAAUCCGACAAAGGAAUGGCAGUCCCACCAGGUCAAUUUUUCGGGAGGAAGCCUGAGCCGGUGAGCACCCCAAACCUGGGCGCAUCCGCCUGGCCAAGUCCACAGGACUUGGCGGCCUUGGGGUUGGCGGCUGACCCCAACUUGUACUUGAUGGCCAAUCAAGCUGGGAUGUGUCGAAACGCCCCCUUUGUAACUGGGGACGACGACCUCUUUGGUGGUGAUGAGCUUGAUGGCUCGAACUUUGACCUCCGAAUACCUGCCGUGGUGACCUCGCCCCACAGUUGGUCGGGCGUGGUGAACCCAGCGCCUGGCUUAACGCCUCCACCACAGCUCGAGCGGAGCGAGGGCAGCCAAAAGGGACGAUCCAACGUAUUGUCCCCCUCAUCCAAUUCGCCCGGGAGGCAUGCGCUCAGGCCGGGUCUACAAUCUGCACCAACAACUCCGUCCAUGCAUGGUGCCACCAAUGGCUCUUUGGAGCAUUUGGGCGUGGCUUCCAGACCUGACUCUCCAGUGACCCUUCCAGCAACCAUCCCGACCCCGGCGACGCUGGGCACGGGAGUGAAGGAGAUCAACAUGAAGAGUGCCGAUCAGAAUCUGCUUGACAAGUUUAUGGCUCAAUUUGGAGCACCAUGAAGUUUCUGAGGAGCCUUCUUCGACUGAAGGACAUUUCCACCUUCUGAGCGUUUUCCACACCACUGGGAGGUCAUCGCACCGACCCGUCAAUCUGACGAUCGUCGAUCCGACGAUUGGAGGAGAAAGAGAGGGGUUCCCGGCCCGAGAAGAAGCGGACCCCGCUGUAAGAGGACGGUGUUCACGCGUCAAAAGCAC